Aspergillus costaricaensis CBS 115574 is the source of this 1490-nucleotide messenger RNA. RefSeq lists its product as uncharacterized. Lineage: Eukaryota; Fungi; Ascomycota; Eurotiomycetes; Eurotiales; Aspergillaceae. The record is from RefSeq and is a predicted model, not a curated record. The transcript has a single exon. Bases 360 to 1199 code for a protein of 279 amino acids.
UCCCGCUGGAGAUGUUUUAGUCCAUGCUGGUGACCUCACCAACCAUGGGAGCGCUGCUGAACUGCGUAAGACAAUGAGCUGGAUUGCUACAGCUGACUUUGAAGUCAAAAUCAUCAUCUGCGGUUCGUCUCCCUCCCGCCCAGACUGCCAAAUAUUGGGCCUCUAAGUACGGUCUUUGUUGUCCGAGAAGGCCACUCGUAGGGCUGAAGGAGACGGGGAAGUUCGACGGCCAAAGAAUACGUACUGAGUUCCGGUAAUCAUCAGGAAACCAUGAUAUCACACUAGACCCGGAUUUCUACGCUGAAUACGGGUCUAGCUUUCACGGCCAACAUCUAGAAGAUACCCAGAAGUGUCUGGAAAUGGUAACCCAAGCAUCACCGUCAAUAGUCUAUCUCAGGCACCAGUCAGCACUAAUCCGGUUGACCCGGCCUAACGGCCCAAAUACCAUCUUCAAGGUCUUUGGCUCUCCAUACUCCCAGUCACCUGGAAUUUGGGCGUAUGGAUACGAGUCUUCAGAUGCUGGUGCGCUUUGGAACAGCAUUCCAUUGGACACGGAUAUCACCGUGACCCAUACGCCGCCUUAUUCGCACUGCGAUAGCCGAGUUGAAGGCAUUUCAGUCGGAUGCACAGCCCUGCGGGGUGCAUUAAGCAAAGUUCGGCCAUCACUAGCAGUAUGUGGCCAUGUACACGAGUCGCGAGGCUCGGAGAGGGUGCGAUGGUAUUCUUCGCAGGCAUCGUCAUCACCAACGGUGGAUGUCCAAGAGCAUAAGGAUCCAGUUAUACUGCCUGCCCCGGGCAGUAAGAAGCAGAGCCUAGUCGAUCUCACGGGCAAGAAGGCACCCAAAAUCGAUAACAAUUAUUUUGCCGGCAACAACCUUCGAGCGCCAGCCAGUCAACUGUUCCGAUCAUCACAAAAGGCCCUGCUGUUACCGUCUUUUAAGUGGCCAUCUGAAGGAUUCCAAGGCUCUGAAGCCGAUCAAUCAACGUCAUCCUUCCGGCCUUUGUGCUUAGAGGAAGGACACACUGAGAAUGAAGACGGGUCUAAUCUAAGGCGACGCGAAACAUGUAUUGUCAAUGCGGCCAUCGUGGCAACCAGUUGGCCGCAUCGGGGUGGGAAACGGUUCCAUGCCCCUAUUGUGGUCGAUCUAGAACUACCGGUCUGGGAAGAGGAGAAGGGAGGAAAUGAACCCCACGGCUAGAAUGUGUAGCUCAUAUCGUCUGUCCUGAAUGGCCAGGUUAGCAUUGACUCCGACGAUUGGCUGUGCAAGGUGGAAUAUCUCUUGUCGUGCAGCAGGCAGCUUGAGCUUUGACCUGCGGUUUGACGUAUGGCCGACCGUUUCGGGUGGGAUGCAUCACUGGCUGCCUUGGAUUUGGGAGACACUUCAGCCAUGUUGAGCACUCCGCCCCAUACUGUUUUGAGUAUAUACACCGGCCUGGUUGGGACUGGUUGCCGGUCAUUGUAGAAGAGCGGGAAUAAGUUACGCUGUGAC